AUGUUUAAAAAUACCUUUCAGAGCGGAUUUUUGUCUAUUUUAUACAGCAUUGGCAGCAAACCUCUACAAAUAUGGGACAAAAAGGUGCGAAAUGGACACAUAAAGAGGAUUACAGAUAAUGACAUCCACUCCUCGGUGCUUGAGGUGGAAGGGGCCAAUGUCAGUACUACCUAUAUAACGUGUCCUGCAGACCCAAAGAAGACACUGGGCAUCAAGCUCCCAUUUCUGGUGAUGAUUGUCAAAAACCUAAAGAAAUAUUUUACUUUUGAAGUCCAGGUAUUAGAUGACAAAAAUGUCCGCCGGAGGUUCAGGGCAAGUAACUAUCAGAGCACAACGCGAGUGAAGCCGUUUAUUUGCACAAUGCCAAUGCGGCUCGACGAUGGCUGGAACCAGAUUCAGUUCAACCUGUCGGACUUCACCAGGAGAGCCUAUGGCACCAACUACAGUGAGACGCUUAGGGUACAAAUCCAUGCCAACUGCCGCAUAAGGAGAAUCUAUUUUUCAGACAGACUUUAUGCUGAGGAUGAGUUGCCGGCGGAGUUUAAGCUGUUUGUGCCUGUUCAAAACCAGAAGGGAAAGCAGUAA
Molecule: messenger RNA, 585 nt
Organism: Knipowitschia caucasica
Lineage: Eukaryota; Metazoa; Chordata; Actinopteri; Gobiiformes; Gobiidae
Source: the annotation of a GenBank genome assembly